AGUUGUCGGACAGGUUUUUAACACCGUUAUUGUCAUGGUUGAAAUCUCUCAAUGAAAGUCUAUUUUUAGAAAGCAGCAUUGAAUUUUCAAUACACCCAAGAGUUGAUCCAAACAUUGGAGUUUUAGGGAAUACCCUUAAAUCGAAACGGGAGGGACGAAUUAGCAGUUACAAGGAUAUGCAUUAAACCACCGGUAUUCACAGAAAGAAGAUGCUGAAAACACUGUUUGUUUUUGCAUGCCUUUUGGUAUUGGGGAGCACCCAAGUUACUAUUCAGCAGCAGACAUGUACAGAUUCAUCACAGAAAGCAACAAUAAAGGCUGGAGCUGAUGCUUUAGUGGGUGGACUGUUCAGUAUGCACUAUGAGGGGACUGGUGGCUACGGAUGUGGCAGUUCUACCUUAAACAACAUGCAAGCAUAUGAAGCAGUUCGAUGGGCUAUUGACAGAUUAAAUAAGAAAAAUGAAGAACUUAAUGGUGAAUUUCUGACUGAUAGCUAUAUACCUGGUAUUACAUUAGGAAUGUUGUCACGUGAUUAUUGUGACAGGAAGUACCAAGCUGUCAGUGAUGCACAGGAACUAUUCCCACAAUUCUUAUCGGAAGCCAACGACUGUUCUACAGAUAAUGAAAUAAUACUUGGUCUGAUUGGUGCUACUACAAGUUCAGUGACAGAAGAAGUCAGUACUAAAUUCUCUGCCAAGUUUAAGGUUCCUUUGGUAUCUUAUUCAUCAACAGCUACUAGUCUCAGUGAUACAACCAUGCACCCAUACUUCAUGAGGACUAUUUCCCCAGAUGGACCCCUCAUGGAAGCAUUGAUCAGAGUUUUACAAGAGUUGAAAUGGAGUUUUGUCAACGUUGUUUAUACAGAUGAUACGUUUGGUAGAAGUUCCUACAAUGAGAUUCGUACACGUCUAGUUACUGCCGGAAUCUGCCUAACACAAGGCGUGGAAGUGUCAUCUACUGACACGUCAAAUACAGCAAUGGAUAAUCUAUUACGGAAACUGACGGGGUCAGAAUCAGUUGGUAACAUCUAUCUAGGAGCAUCACAAAUUGCUGAGAGUUUGCUAAAUAGAGCUGAAUCCUAUUCUGAUGCUGGUAAACUACAGUGGAUUUUCACAGAUAGUUUAACAUUGUCCAGCUCUUUUACCGGAAAGAAGUAUCCAAGAGGUGUUAUAUCUGUUCUUCCUGGUUCUAGAAAGAUUACAGAGUUUGAAGAUCAUUGGAUUAGAAUCAACGCCACUUCUCCUUCAUCAGAAAACCCUUGGUAUAAAGAUUGGUUCAUGACAGAGUUUGAUUGUUCCCUACCAGGCACUACCAACCCACCACAUAACUCUAAAGCACCUUGUAAAAUUCCCACUGAGAAUGAACGACGUUUUGCCUUCGUCCAGGACCAGUUUGUGGAACCAGCUGUUCAUGCUGUGUACACCUAUGCAAAUGCAUUGAGACGUGCCCAUGUAACCAAGUGUGGGGGAGUUGCAGGCAUGUGUAAUAACUUGAAAUCCAUGACGACAGAAGAUUUUUAUCAAAAUUAUUUAAAAAACACUGAUUUCACUUACUCACGGGUGGAAAGAGUUGAAAGUAUGGCAUCUGCUCAGUUAGAGCCGUACAAUGCACCUGCUAAAGUGAAGUUUGAUAGUCAUGGUGACCUGACUGAUUACAGCUUUGAGAUUUACAGUUUCAAUGAUUAUAGCACAACUGGUACUUACAAGUUUGAAAAGGUUGGUACAUUCUACAACGGAAGACUAGAAGUUGUCAAUACCAAGUUCAUUAUGUAUAAUGCAGCUAGAGAUGCAAGAUUACCAUCUCCACCUCCCUCUCCUUGUCCUACAUCUCCAUGUGCUCCAUGUUUAGGAGCAACUUCAGAGAGUUUAUAUAUGUAUCUUCAUGGUGAUGUCAUUAUGAAUGGUGUAUACCCUGUCCAUAUGGGAGGCAAAGAACCAUUGUCAUGUGGAGAUCUCUAUAAAAAUGGUGCCAUGUUAGUGGAAGCCAUGAGGUGGACCAUUUCUCAAGCCAAUAGUCAAAAUUUAUUGAGAGGAGUAACACUUGGAGGUUUGGCUUUAGAUGAUUGCUUUUCAUCUUUAAAAAGUAUCCAUGAAGUUACAGCCAUACGUCGUCACAACAUGGCAAUUAUGGAUGCAAGUGGAAAUGACCUUGAUCCAGAUUCAAUUGAUGGUUACCAUGGUGGCUAUUUGACAGGACUAGUCCUCCCUCUUGCUAAACUGAUAAACACCAUAAAACGUCCACAGAUUGCCAUUAACCCAACAAGUACAGAUGAUGGAGAAUAUCCAUACUUGAUACACAUGCUUUAUGGCGUUGAUAAACUAAUAGAAGCUUAUAUCCUUAUGUUGAAGAAAGUUGGGUGGAACUAUGUUCAAGCUGUAUAUGAUCCAGAUGAUUUCGCAAUGUCAUUUGUAAGCAAGUUUAAAGAAAUGGCAGGAAAGCAUGGUAUCUGCGUUGUGGCAUCAUAUGAAUUCUCAACUGGCAUGACAGCAAAUGACAUGGUUGAAAAGCUACGAAAACAUUCCACGGUUCAUCCUGUUUUAACAAUAAGUAUGGAACCUCAAAUAAAUAAAAUAUUAGGCAGUCUGAAAUCCCAAAAUGCUAGUGAUCAGUUUAAUAUGCUUACCAUCAUUCUAGGCCAAUCGUCUGAAAACUUUGCCGGAUAUCAAGAUGUUGCCAUGGGAACAAUAAAUAUCAAAUAUCGUAUGCCUGAUAUAGCUGCCUUCCGACAAUAUUUAUCAAACUUAACCCCAAACACUGCUGGCAGUGCAAACCCAUGGUUUACACAGUGGUAUGAAACAUUGUUUAAUUGUUCACUGGAUACCAGCAGUAUGAGACAGUACACGUCAGUUUGUAACAGGAACACAAACGUUGGUUCUGCUCCAGGUCUUUUCUAUCACAGCUCUGUCACAUCAGCCAUCUACGGCAUUUAUGCAUUUGUUUUUGGCCUGCAUGGAACAUUGCUUGAAAUGUGUGGACCAAAUUACAAUGGCCUCUGCUCAAACUAUAGAAAUGGCGCCAACAAGGGAGAUAAGCUGGUUGAAAAGAUAAAGUCUGCUGUAUUCAAUGUAGAUGGAUUGACUAAUAUCCAGUUCAGCAAUGGUGAAAUCAACUUCCCAUUGGAAUAUUACUACUGGAGUGGUCCUACUUCUGCCUGGAUAAAAGUUGGAGAUUUUAAUCCCUCUGGAGGUACCUUUUCAUUCAGUGAGAAUGAUGUCCAGUUAUAUGGCAACAGGAAAACAAGUCAUGUGACCUCAUCUUGUCCAAUGGUAUGUACACAAUGUCUCUACACCUUUCAAGAACAACAGUACAUGCAUAUAGAAGGAGAUCUCCUCAUUCCAGCUAUAUUUGACAUCCAUUAUAAAGGAAGUGGACCAUUGAAUUGUGGGAAUAUUAGAGUAAGAAAUGGUUUUCUGAACUCAGAAGCAUUUGCAUAUGCAUUAGAAUAUAUAAACAGCGGCAAUUCAGCAAUUAAAUUAAAUGGCGUUAAAUUAGGUGGUGUUGGUUUUGAUGGUUGCAUGAAUCCACUCAGAGCUAAUGCUAUUGUGAGUGCAUUCCACUCUCAAUGGUUUAGGAAUGAUGAUGGUAGCACUAAAUUUGCCUUAGAAAAGUCGGUUGGUUGGAUGUUAUACGACAGUGAGACCACCAUUGACGUGAGUGAAAGUUUAGGUAAUUUUAAUAUACCUAUUAUAACUCCUGCUGCUACAUCUCACAUCCUAGAUGAUAAAACCAUGUUUAAAACUUUCUUCCGUACAAUCCCGUCAGAUGGUAAUGUAACAAGAGCCAUGGCACAGUUGGCCAAAGAGCUGAAUUUUGAUUACAUCAUUACUUUAAAUGCUCCAAACAAAGAAAGCAGAGACGCAACGGAACAAUUCAGGAAAUACGCUAAAGCGCAAGGAAUCUGCAUUGCGUCAUCUUAUGAAUUUGUCACUGAUGGGACAGUGGACACGUUAAUGGAAUACAUAGCUGAUUCAUCUACUAGGAUCGUUGCAGUGUUUACAUACCCUGAUCAAUAUGUCGAAGAACUCCUCAUGGCAAAGAGUCGUAAACCAGAAGUGGCUAAUCUGAUCUUCAUGGCUAAUCAUCCAUGGUCCACUCCCGUUAUUAAACAUACUGCUCUAAGAUUUGCAGACAGGUCACUUAUGUUUGGAUCAUCAUCCUAUACAACAAAACUUACAAAGUUUAGAGAUUAUCUAGCAGGGAAGCAGUCCUAUCCACACAACCCCUGGUACAAUGAGUUCUACCAGGCAUUCUAUGAAUGUAGUCUGGGAACCGCAUGGCAGUACCAGUCCAACUGUUAUCCACUUAGAUCUCUUAUUGGAGAUAAGUUUGUUGAGGACAUAACUACAUUACCCACAAUCACAGCUGUUAUGGCCUACGCUGAAGCUAUUAAUAGAGUCCUUAUAGAAAAAUGUGGACAGAAUUACACUGGUAUCUGUUUUAAAUAUUUUAGUGAUGAUGAUACACUUCUCCGAUUGAUGGCUCACCUUGAUGCACUUAGUUUUCAUGAUGUCAUAGAUCAGAUGUUUUACUUCAUAGAAAGAGAGUCCAACCAGAACCUGACUAUUUAUAGACUUGAUUCUGUAUCGUCUUCAGUGUCUAACUUCUAUAACGAAGGAACAGUAAAACAAGAUAGCAUUAGUCUAAGAGACAAGGAAGAUUUGAAGAAUGAGUAUUUGACCAUUCCAGCCACUUGUACUGGGGACUGUUCUAGCUGUUUGAAUCUAGGAGAUGGUACAGAACAGCUGACCUACCUUACAGGGGAUAUCAUGCUUGUUGGUCUAUUUGAUAUUCACAAAGCUGGCAAGACACCCUACACUUGUGGUGAAAUAAAUAACAAACAUGGACUUCAACUCUUAGAGGCUUUCCAGUAUGCUGUAGAAUAUGUAAACGAUAAACGUGGCAUCUUUGCCAACAUUCUAGAAGGUGUAAAAAUUGGCUAUGUAACACUAGAUGUAUGUCAAAGUCCAACAAGGGCAGGUAACAUGAUUGCCAAUAUCCACAGUAAAAAUAUUGAACUUAAAAAUGGCAACAAUGUUAUUAAUCCAUCAAGAUUUGAUAUAUAUGUUGGACCAAUGGACAGCGCAACUUCCAUCCGGGUAGCAGAUGUUCUGAAUGCCUUAGGAAUACCACAAAUCAGUUACGGAGCAACAUCACUUGAAUUGAGAGACUCGCUGAAGUACCGAUACUUUUUACGAACUGUCCCUGCAGAUGAUAAACAAGCAAGAGCAAUAAUUUCAUACCUAAAAAUGUUUGAUUUACGAAAUGUCCAGGUUAUCCAUACAUUCAACACUGUUGGAGAUUUUGGACGUGAGGAAUUCAGUCGUUUAGCGUAUCUCAAUCGUAUAUGCAUUUCACAGAACAUCACCAUUGGCCAAGAUGGAGAAGUGUCUGAACUAGAGGCAACUAAAGCACUCAAUCAACUUAAUAAUUUUACAGAUGCAACCAUUGUUAUUUUGUUUGUUGAUGAUCCAGUGCCACUUUUGAAAGUCAUUGAAAGAUCACAAGAUAUAAGAAACAAAUUUGCCUUCAUUGGGACAGACAAAUGGGGACAAGAUCCUGAAAUAUGGGAAGGACUAGAUAAUAUAAUGCGGGAAAAACGUGCAAUAGCUUUUGAUGUUGAAACUGCAGAUCUGCGCCUCUUCGACCAGUACUUGGAAUAUAAAACGCCAGAAACAUAUACCAACAAUCCUUGGUUUAAAGACUAUUAUGAAUACUUAUACGGAUGUUCAGUAGAUCGUAUUAAUUCACCCAAUCCAUGUCCAACCAAACUGAAUGGUCUUCCAAGAGCUAAUAAGUAUAUCCAAGAUCCUUAUGUAUUGUAUGUUGUCAAUGCAGUUUUCUCUGCAGCCCUUGGUGCACAUGAUGCUUUGGUAAAAUCUUGCAGAGCUGAUUAUGGCGGUGUGUGCAAUAUUUUUGUAACCAGUGGACAGAGAAGACAAAUGAUUUUAGAUGGUGCUAAGAAGGCAAGGUUUACAGAUGCCACAAAGCAGCCAUUUUACUUUACUUCAGGAGGAGAGAGCGAUAGAGGGUACCAUAUCUGGGAACCAAUGCAACAGGGUCAGACAUAUGUUUUAGAAGAUGUUGGUAGUUAUAACGACAGCCAUUAUCUCAAAGUUGAUGCUACUCAUGACCUUCAGUGGACCUCUUUGUGUGAUACACGAGAAACAUGUAAGUGUGUCUUUCCAGAUUACCAGCCGUCACGAUACAUGUUGAAAGAAUCAUCAAAUGACCUUAACCUUGUGUACAUUUCUGACAUCCAUGCAGCUGACCCUUACAAUAGUUUUGCUUGUGGACCUAUAGAUACAGCCUCUAACUUUCAGAACUUAAUGGCAUUUUAUUAUGCUAUGGAUUUAGUUAAUCAAAAUAUAGACAAUAGAUAUCCAGCUACGUUGAAAUUAGGAGGAAUAGCUCUAGAUACCUGCUCAUCUGCAAGUAGAAUUGGACAAGAUUUGUACAGUUUGUUGAGUGGUGAAGGAAUUUGUGGAACAGGAAAUGAAGGCCAAGUUAUCUCCCCUUCGACUGUAAUUGUACAUCUGGCUAAAAAUAGUGCAAAUGCAAUUGCCACAAGUAGUAUUUUGUCUCCUCUGAAGAUGACAUCCAUGAGUCAAAGCGCUACAUCCGUUGAACUUAGCUCUGAUUUACAUGAUUAUUUCUUACGAACAGUACCUCCAGAUAAUAUUCAAGCCAUUGCAAUGGUAGAGGUCAUUCAGCGGUUUGGUUGGGAUUACAUAUCUGCUGUAUACACUGAUAAUGCUUAUGGGCGAGCAGCUAAACAAACACUGUUAGAAUCUGCACAGAAGACGAGCCCCAGAAUAUGCGUCUCUCAAGCCAUAGCUAUGCCUGUAGAUGCUACAUUAGAACAGGCCAAGACAAUAAUAGAUGAUUUGAACCAAAGAGUUGGUGCAAGGGUCGUUGUCUUAUUCGUAACUGGUGCACAUGCUCGUUUAUUACUCCAAGCUGCAACAGAACGUCAGCUGACCAAUAGAUUUAUUUGGCUUGGUAGCGACACCUGGGCAAACAGUGAUUCAAUUGUCAAAGAUUACGAGUACACAGCUGCAGGGGCCAUAACCAUUCAAAUAAAUUCUCAUGAAAUAGAAAACUUCAAAACAUAUUUGAAAUCUCUGACACUUCGGGACCAUAAAGGAAUUCCUGAUGAUUGGUUUGAAGAAAUCUAUCAAAAAUUACAUCAGUGUAGAAUCUUAAACAGUGCUGUUAGCCAAUCAUAUUCUUCCAUAUGUACUGGUGAUGAACAGAUCACCGAUGACAUGGUCCCACAAGAUCCAUACGUUCUUCAUACCAUCAUCUCCGUAUUCAUGGUGGCUCAGGGAUUGAGUAGGAUCGAUGAAUGUACCUCAUCCUCUCUUAGUUUGUCUGCUUGUUUGACGCUACAGGCCAAAAAGAAUGAUCUUAUCUAUAAUGCUAUCAAGAAUGCUGAUUAUAAUGUACUACCCCAAUACAUCAAGGACCCGUUUACAUUCCAGUUCACAACAGAGGGGUAUGGUGAUGUGGGAUACAAUAUCUUAAACUAUAGAAGGAACCAAGUCACUGCUAAGUUUGAAUAUGAAAAGCUUGGUACCUACCAACAGUCCUUGAAUAUAGAUAGAGCUAAAUAUUAUGGUUUUAGUUUUGUUGAUUCUCGUAACAUACCAACAUCUAGUUGUCCAGUUGGAGUGACCUGUCGAUGUUUGAACAGUGACGGCACAGUAGAAGAAAUAAAACGUACUGGUGUGUCUGGGAUAUCCUAUUACCAGUUAGAGAAUGGUCAAUAUGUUGAUGCACAAACUGGACAGAUCGUUAAAGUAGAGGGAGAACCUGAUAUUGAUGACCGAUUCCGUGACAUCUGGGGAAUUAUUGUCGCUACAUUGGCGGGAAUAGGUGUCUUCACAUCUUUAUGCCUGUUCAUCUAUUUGCUUGUUGUUUAUCCAAAUAAGAGUGGCACAUCUGUUUUAGGUUAUAUGUUGAUAUUCGGUAUCAUUCUUCUGUAUGCAUUAAUAUUUCUUUUUAUUGCCCAUGCAACAAGAGAACUUUGCGCCAUGAGAAAAUUCUUAUUAGGCGUAUGUUAUUGUCUUUGCUAUUCCUCAUUAUUUGUUAAAAUUGUUGAUUGUUGGCGUUGUAAGGGCUAUGCUGAAGACAAAGAAAUUAAAUACGAGAAACUUGGACAUCCAUUAGGACUAUUUGUGUGCACCAUUCUCCUUGUUUUAGUACAGGUAAUGAUCAACGCUGAAUGGAUGAUACUUGAAAAACCCGAAAUAGAGAAAAUACUGUACAAUAAUUUUAUAUGGCCUCGUUGUACCCCCAACGAUUUCUACGACGAAGGUCUCAUACUGUCUCUCGUGUAUGUAAUGUUCCUCAUUCUAUUGACAAUAUUCUUUGGUAUAGCUUCACUUAGUAAUCCAAAGAACCAUUAUGAAGCUAGAUGGAUCUGUGGGAUAGCUGUUCUUAGUGUUCCAGUGUGGGUGAUAUUCGCAAUAGUGGCUAUCCUAGGCCCUGUAAAGAUGGGAGAUGCUGCCAUAUCGAUAGGCUUACUACUGAAUGCCACUAUCAUGUUGUUCCUGGGUCCUAUGAGGAAGUUGUAUCUUCUGAACAAACACCAAGAAAGUAUGGAAGAAGAAGAUAUGAAAAGAUUGGAUAGUCAAGGAUUAGGAACUGAUUAUGCCUCCAUGUACGAUAGACAGUAUGAUAACAGUCCAAGAUUUACCGAGGGACAAAGUUACUAUGAAGCUAAUAUGCAAUCAGGUUACGAGGCUAAUGGUCAAUCAGAAGGUGGUCAGAGUUACCGAUAUGAGGAACCAUCGGGAGGAGGUGGUGGCUACAGUUUUGAGGCAGAAUCAGGGCCGGGUUAUACCUUUGAAGCUUCGGCACAGUCUGGCUACGAAGAACAAUCAGGUUAUAAUGAACAGCGUACAAGCAUCUGAUGGAGCAGACGCAUGUUGCUUAGGUGGUGAGAUAGUAAUUUUAGCUAUGCAGUACUGAGGAUCAGCAUAAAACUUUUGCUGCCAUAGUCAAAAGGAAGAUUUUUCUAUGUCUUUUAAGAUUAGUGGUUUUGGAAAAUAAUCUUUCACUAAAGACAAUUCAAUAAGUUACAAAAUAAACAACAUUCUACUGUAUUUCGGUUUUGUAAUACCUAAUUAGUUAAAACUUUUUUUUUUUUACAAGGUAAAGAUGUUUCUUAGAUUUGUUUGUAUCUUACAUAUUUUACAAAGUUGCUGAAUAUAAAAAGAACUAAACUUUCUUUACACUUGUUUUCCUUAUCUUUAAAAAUAUUUGGUAAAAUAUUCAUUUAAGCGUUAUGCAUAAAUAUUCUUUAGUAUAAAAUAUGUACUGAGUUUUUAUUGUAUGGAUAUAUAAUUUUGACUUCCUUAAAAUAGUAAAAUCUUGCCAUUUCCAUUUUCACAUAAUUUUAUAGUGAAAUUGGUAAAUACUGAAAUCAGACAAAGAAAGUCAAACUGAUAGUUGCAGACAAAAAUUAAAACAAACAGCAUUAUGGGAAAUAUUAUUGAUUAAUUAGUUCUUGACAUGAAAAUUGGGAAAAUCAGAUGGAUCUGACAUUUGAAAUUUUGUUAAAGAUUUAUUUCAUUAAACCAAUUUUCAUUCAUUUCAUUUGCAUUCAUUUAAAUAACCAAAUACAUUUUACAUUUAUAUAUAUGUACAUGUAUAUGAAAAAAAUUGAAACUUUUAAAGAAAAAGCAUUAGUCUCUGUAAAAAUGAUAUACAAUUAUAGAUUAAAUUUACAGUGAAAAAUGUUACUAAAAACAAGAGUUUUAAUUGUGAGACACUUAUAAUUGUUUCAUUUUGAACAUGUAUGUAAUAUUUGCCACUGGAUAUAAAACAAACAACAAUCAGUGAAAUUUUAUAUUUGUUUAGGUAAAUUUUUAGUUAAACCGUAGUGUUAUUCAAAACUUGACUGGUAGCUUAUCAACUUAGUUUAUACUCUUUGAAGAUACUUUGAGUUAUGUCCCCUUUUACCUGAAAUCAUGGAUCUGCCAGAAUUUGGCCACUUAUAAAAUUGUCUCAUACAUACACAAAUAAGGGAAAGACACAUAUAAAAUAUGUAUGUUUGUUAAUGCAUAAUAGUUGCCAUGUUUGUGAUAAUAUUUUUUAUAUCAGUGCUUUAUUUUGAUAUUUAUACUCAAUGUAAAUGUUUAUAUAUUUGUAAAUAUAAAUAGUGAUAUGUGUGGACAUUCCAAAUAUGUUUUUAAUAAAACGAUAUGUAAAAUGUUAAAA
Molecule: messenger RNA, 10224 nt
Organism: Mytilus trossulus (common blue mussel)
Lineage: Eukaryota; Metazoa; Mollusca; Bivalvia; Mytilida; Mytilidae
Exons: 17
Coding region: 210-8915 (2901 amino acids)
Biological process (GO): G protein-coupled glutamate receptor signaling pathway; regulation of synaptic transmission, glutamatergic
Cellular component (GO): plasma membrane
Molecular function (GO): group II metabotropic glutamate receptor activity
Source: RefSeq, a predicted model, not a curated record